Topomyia yanbarensis is the source of this 6563-nucleotide messenger RNA. RefSeq names its product protein wings apart-like (gene wapl). The transcript is spliced from 8 exons. Gene Ontology annotation, biological process: regulation of chromosome condensation. Bases 704 to 5551 code for a protein of 1615 amino acids. The record is from RefSeq and is a predicted model, not a curated record. Lineage: Eukaryota; Metazoa; Arthropoda; Insecta; Diptera; Culicidae.
GCGCUCCAUCGUUCGGGUUUGUGUGCGUGCGCUUUCAGGCUGGUCGCCUACUUCGUUUUCGUUUCGUUCGUCGUGUGUAAAGUGAAAAACUUUCCCGUAAAUAGCUGCCAUUUCGGAAGGUAUUUUGCGUGCUUCUUCGCCGGAAAAGUGUAUCAAAGCAUCCCCGGACGGUCGAACAUUAUGGAAUACGCCGGAGGAAGUGGAUUCCUGCAGUGGAACGACACGAAAAAGCGUUUCUCGGACGAUUUUUCUUCCCCGCAGAAGCAUCGUCAGUAGAGAAGACAAACGGGGUGAGAGAAUACACCUCCGCGUCUGCCACCCCGCACUUCUGUUCGAACGCUGUGUUGCAGCGGGUGUGAGAAGAAUCAAGCUAUUGCGAAAGCGAGACGGAAGCACCUACUGAAAAGUGCGUAUGCACACUGUUGGUAAAUUGCAUUGUCAGUGCAAAGGUGGGAAAGAGAAGGGUUGGCUCUGGUUGCUCGCUGUGUGAAAAAGAAGCUGGAUAUUUUGUGGAUAUAAUUUAUAUGAACCGCGCGCGCGGAGAGCUCCGCGACAUUAAUUUCUGCCCGACCGAUUAGAAGGUGGUAUUUUGGGCCGGGCUGGAGGUACAGUGUGUCAGCGGUCGCCAUGAAAAAGAUAAACUUUAAAGUAUACUGAUGUGAUUUUUUCAAAUCCAGUCAGAAACAAGAUAACUCAAUCUAAAAUGUCCAAAUGGAACAAAGCCCACGGGCUGAUCGUCCCAAUCGAUUCCCUGCUGAAGGAGAAGGAAAAUACCAACAGGCCGGCCCCUUUGCGUUCGGCUGGUCUGGUUGGGCGUUGGGGUAUCACCAGCUUUACCUCGAUCAGAAAUACGACUUACGAGUUCGAAAGUACCAGCCCAAAAGAAUCGGACGACCUCAACUGCUCGUCGAAUUUGGCGAGCCUGUCCACGCAGGUCCCCAACGCGGCCAAGCCGAAAAAGUUCUUCAAGAGCCGGAAUACCUUACCGCCGGUACCGUCUGCGGUUACACCUGAUCCGCACCGGCAGCAAGAUUUGCUGUACCAUCAUACCUCGCAGCUGCAGGCACGAAUCAAUCAAAAUGCCGGUGGAAGUCCGCCUUAUGGGGCCGCGCCCGCGGGUUUUUAUCAGCAACAAUCAACGGGUGGUGGAACAUCAAAGCCCUCCUCGCGGGCUGGCGCUGAAAAGGCUACAAUGAAGAAAGAAAAGAGUAAAAAGAAGAAACAAAAACAGGCAGCAAUUGCAGUCGAGGUUACGGAAGCUGUAACCCAAAAAGAAGCUGACGUUGAGGAUGGUGGCACUGUUAAAAAAGAGAAAAAGGAAAAGAAACCGAAGAAAACUAAGAAAGAGGUUCAACUUCCACCGGAACAACCGAAACGAAACUCGUCCCGCAUUCGGAACAAAGUGGUUAACUACAAUGAGGACGACGAUAGCUUCGAUAGUGCUAUUCCUUUCCGACAGACAGUACAGCCCACACCGCCCCUUAACACGCCGGACGAGCAGGAACCAUCGACGCUUGAGACAGUUUGCGCCGAACAGCAAGCCGUCGAAAAUGAGUUGGAAGAACCCAUUCCGGAACCGGAAGACGAGCUGACUGAGUUGGAGCAGGAACCACCGGAAGUGUUACCGAUGCCGGUGAUACAGCCGGCCAGUGAAGGUUUAGCAGAGCUUCGGGCUAAAACAAAGGAGCACAAGGCUUCGUUGAUGGUUCCUGUGCCACUUUCGUCGCCACCCGUUGCGGAACAUCCACCCAUCGUGCUGCGGAUAUCGAAGGGCACAUCCCGUCUAAUCAGCACCGACAGCGAGGAUGUCAAUUCGCCUCCGCACGGAGCCGCCACAAGCGUACAGCAAGGCACGUUGCCAUUGAUCCGACCACCGACAACCCCUCCGGCAGCUACUACCAGCACUAUCGCGCCAUCUUCCGUCGUCACGGUCACCCCAGCAGCCGUCAAUCCUCCACCGAUACCGGAGGAACUAACCGUACCACCACUGGUACUGACUACGACAACCGCUGUUCCAACCAUUGUGACCCGAUCACCGGCGGUGCUACCACCAUCUCCGCGAAAAGACGAAGAACCUCGGAAGGAAGAUCUAAAAAUUACAAUCUCCCUCAGCAAAUCGGCACUGAUCAGUAACGGUGGUAGUGGCAGCAGCAGUGGCAAGAGUAGAAAGGAUAGCAAAAAGGAACUGCGACACUUCAAAAAGCGGGUGCUCGCUCGGGAAAAAGGUCGAGCCAGUAAGCGAUCGAAGCGUAGCGAAGAGGAACCUCCCAAUAACAACGCGGAUAGCAACGAACGGCAAGACUUGGAACUGCUCGGUGGAGUAGCGGAAGAAUUGCGAGUUGAUCCGAUCGUGAUACCAGCUUGUAGACCAUCCUUCCCGUUGCCGGGAACGGAUGCAUACGAACUCUACCGUACGCUCGCUUCGCCUUCCGGUGGGGAUGAUUUCGAUUCGGAGGGCUCGAUGCUUGGGAGUGCUUCUUCGAACAAUACACCGAAACAUACCGGUCUAACAGCGGCUGAAGAUUGUCGAAUUAUUCACAGUCGAGGAUCGAGUGACUGUGGUAGUGAUUUGGAGCUUUCGCAAAACAGUUCGACAGCUGCUGCACCACCUUCGGAGAUUAAUUUUGAAAGCGAGAAUACCCAAGAUAAUCGAUACGAGGAAUUGAAAGCUCAACAAAAUCAGAAGAAGGACACCGAAGAGAAGAAGGAAGUUUCGCCUCGGGAGGAGCGAGUGGAAGUGUUGAAGCUUAGCGUGAAAGGAACUCGCUCAACGAGAAGCACCCGUAGCGGGAUGAAGAACAUGCAGGUGGAGGUGAUUUCCAAACCGGAACCGGUUCCGGUUGAAAUAUCAUCCCCGGAGCCAGCCGUCAAAAAGUUCGGACGAGCCACACGCAAUCGCAACAACAAUAACAACGUCGUUGUAGCCAAAGUGUCGGAAAAAGAACCAACGGAAACAGUUCCGCCAACGGUUCGGGAACCAUCGCCCCCUUCACCGAUACCGACGCUAAAGGUUGCCACCCGGCAGUACAGUCGUCGAAAGAAAAAUGUUAUACCGCCCGAUUACCAGUCGAACGUGAUGACAAGCCCGGAUCGACCGAUGGAAUCAGCUUCCGGAGAAUCCGGUCCACCUCCCUACACCCUUACUUCCGAAAGUGAGUCGGCUCUUGCCUCCAUGCAGUCCAGUCUGGUUUCAGUUGUCUCCGCUGGUUUGGAUCUCACAACUACUGGGUCAAGCCGGCUGGAAUCGGCAUCUGCUUCUUCAACGGUAGCCACGGUUCAGGACGAGAAUAUACCGGAGCCAACCGAGUACAAAAUCAAGAACAAGUUCAAAAGAUCCUACUUCCGCAGCGAGGAACUGGCCAAACAGAAGCAGCAAUUGCUGCAGGAUAUCCGGCCGCUAGAGGAAAACCCAACCAACAACACGAUCCCAUCGGCGGCACCAACCAGCACCCUGACCGUUCCUCCGAUUACCAUUCCAAUUGGGUUGGUAAACAACCAACCGCAGGGUCCACCGGAGCAUCUGCAACCGGUGAAGCUAGUGAUCUCCAAAAAGAAGGGUAGCAUCUUUAAAAGCCGACCGUUGACGGGAAGCGCUGAGGCAGCAGACAAAAAGCGUCACGUGUACAAACACAAGUGGGACGAUGACGAUGGUGAUGGAAAGGACAAAAGCGUGAUGGCCGAAGCGGAGACGGAAAAUAAAACGGCGGCCUUUGAGGGGGAACCUUCUGGCUUGUCUCGAGUGACGAGGUUGCGAAACUCCGGAGGUUCCGCCAUGGAAUUCGAUGAUGAUGACGAUGAACUCGACGAUUUUGACAACAAGCUCAAAUGUGACCGGAGUGCCAAACCAUACUACACUGUGGUGCGGAACGUCAAGAAAGCCCAUCAGAUUCAGGAGAUUGGAGAAUCUCAAGAGAUGGACGACGACGUGGAGUAUAUUCUGUCGGCACUUCAACCGGAUAAUCCGAAUGCUACGCGUUGCCUGUCGGCGGUGACGCUGGCGACCAAAUGCAUGACACCCGCCUUCCGAAUGCACGUACGAGCACACGGUAUUGUGACUCGGUUCUUUAAAGCUCUCCGGGAUGCUCAUUUGGAUCAGAGCCUUGGACUGUGUACCGCUACCAUAUUGUUCGUGCUGUCGCAGGAUACCCUCAACAUGGAUCUCGAUCGAGACUCUCUGGAACUGAUGCUGAAUCUGCUGGACACGGAUCAUUUGUCCAGUUCCGAUGGAGGUCUCACCCGGGGUCAGUUGGAGAAGAACAAACAGAAAGUGCGAGAACUUUGUGAGGAGAUUAAAAACUCCGGCAAGGCAAUGCACAUGGACUUGGAUAAUCUGACCGUUGGUUCGCUAGCGAUGGAAACUCUGCUGUCAAUGACUUCCAAGCGGGCGGGUGACUGGUUCAAGGAUGAACUGCGGAAAUUGGGCGGACUGGAUCACUUGAUCAAAACCGUUUCCGAUUGCUGCCGGGAAAUUUCCGAUUACGUCGUCGAAUGGACCGAUGAUCUGCUGUCCAAAUUGCGAAAGAUCGAGCGCUGCCUGCGGGUGCUGGAAAAUGUUACCAUACUUAACGAACAAAACCAGAGCUACAUCUUGAAUUACAACAAUGGAAGCCUGGUGCACACGUUGGCCCGACUCUUCAAACUGGUCGACAGCGAAGUGGUUCUUUAUCCAACCGACGAACGGACGCCCAAAGACGACCGAGGGGUUAUACUGCGGGAGGUGAUUCCACCUAUCCUGAAAAUCUUCAUCAGCCUAACGCAUCCGUUCAAUGAGACUGCCUACGGUGCCAGUGUGAUCGGAGCCCUACCGAAUGUGAUGGAAACCAGCCUGCAUCUGUUGUUACGGGUAGGUGAAUACGUCCCGCAGAAAUUCAUCUUUGAGAUGAACAUUCUGGUGCUGCUGUUCCUGAUUAACCUGACGAUGUAUACCCAAGCCAACCGGAAGUAUCUGAUGGUUUCGCGAGCACCGGAUGACUACAACAACACGAUCGAGGUCUCCCGAAAUCAGGCACAGAUGGCUGUGCAUGCCCUGGUCGAGUACUUCUAUCGGCAAGAUGAACUUGCGAGGUACGCGGAGAAAAACACCGACGCCAUUCUGGAUGCCAAAUCGAAGAGGGAUGAAGACAUCGAAGAGAGGGUUACCAAAUUGCUACAAAAAGCGGGCUACCACAUGGAGCACACGCUGAUGGCCAGCUACGUGUGUCUGCUGAUCGGCUGGAUCGUGAAGGGCAGUGAGGAUAACGAAGCGACCGUGCGAGCCUACCUAAAGGACAACAACUUCGUACUGAUGGUGAAAUCGUUGGAAAAGUAUUACAACUUCCUAAACCUGACGGCAAAUUCCGACGCGCUGAGCCUACAGCACGUGCGCCAAACCAAGAACAUAAUCGACAAUCUGAAACGGCUGGAUUCGGCAGAGCAGGCGGCUUCUUGCUCGUCGUCGGCGGAAACGCUAGCGGUACAACCGCAAGCAUCUACCAGUUCUGAUAGUCCGCAGUCGACGACGGUUGCAUCGAACCGGUACGGAUCUCGUUCAUCGACCAGGGCGCACUACUGAUAGGCAGACAGGCCAAACACCCAUUAACGAUCCACCCGUCCGUGUGGGCUGAUUAUUUUUGCUCUUUACGUCGCUUUCUCCCUAGCUUAUCGUAUGUAUUCGUGCUAAAGGGAUACAAAGCUCAUACCAACUUUUUUUAGAAUGGCUCCCUUUGCUUCCCCUGAAGCGCAGGAAGCUAUUGUUUUAAUCUGUCCGACCUGCCGCCCAGGCAAUCGCUACUGUACACUCUACCAUGUGUAAAGCUCAGAACUGUUCACCAAAAUCCGAACCGUGCGUCCUUUUACUUUCCCUAGCAAUUGUGAAUGUAUGUAAAUGCUGGCUUAAAUUGUAAAAACUAUUUCUUAAUCAAACCGGAAAGAUGUAUCCUCGUGCGAGGGGAAUUUCUCUGUAUUUAGACUGUUCUUACCUAGGACAUAAGUUAAGUUAGGUUAUCUAUUAGAAAGAAAAGCAAAUGAAAAGUAUCAAAUCGGAAUUAAAAAUAUCUAUCUAAUUGUAUUUUAGUUGUGUUGUUUUACGAACUUCCUACCAGUCCGGGUAGGUGUAAUAUUUUUUUUUACUUUUGCGUCAAUUUUCUCAAGUCUAAAUAGUAAGAAACCGAUAAGCUAUACUUAAGUGUGCUGUUUAAUUUGUGUGACUGGUACUCUUGGCUCCAUUUGUACGUGUGUGUGUGUGUGUGUAUGUUUCGUUCUUUUCCCGGUAGCAAACUGUUACGAAUUAUGUAUGAUGUCGGGUUUUUCGAAGUAAAAACGCAGCGAACCAAAAGUUAGCGGUUCAGUAGGCGGAUAUUGAGGCCUUUUUGGGGCAACACACAAGCAAACCGCCAGCAAGAAUCAGCAGCCAGGGUAUUGCAGCUUCUUUUUCCGUAUAGGAGUAUAAUAUAAUCAAAGAAAAAAGCAAAACAAAAAGAUGCGAGGUCUAGUGUUUAAACAUAGUGUGCUAGGUUUGUAAAUAGUAUUAUACGAUAUUGUUUAAAUUAUUAAGAUGCAUAAAGAAAGAGAGCAAUGUUCUUUGG